UUCCAUCAUUUGUUGUCCUCUCUCUCUCUCUCUCUCUCUCUCUCUCUCUCUCUCUCUCUCUCUCUAUGAUAUCUUCACAUGGACAUGGGCUCCCUUUUAUGAAUUAUUUAAUCACUGUUUCUGUUAUAAAUCUCGUGCAGAAAAGAUUUAUACUGCCAUAUUUUGAAUGGCUUUGUUAAUUACAGAUUGAUAUGGAACACCCUCUGAGUUCUUCUCUGGAAAAAUCUCCGUCCUCUCCAGAGGAAAGCAGCAGCUGGACUGCUUGCUUUGAGUGCUUCUCAUCAAACACCAGCGAUGGAGAACACAGUGCAUGCUCCAGCUUCGGAAGCUCUUCUUGGGUCUCCGACUCCGCCUCCGCUGUUGCAUGGAGAACCUCCCACAGCAACGGCUUUGCCGCCACUCGCUCUUGCUCCACGGGCGGCCGCAGUGCUGGCUUGCCCAAGAGAAGUGCUUCCCAGAAGUUAAAAAACUUCAAGCAAACAAGGAGCAGAGACACUUCUUCCUAUGGUGAUUCUUUGGAGGAUACUGCAAGUUCACCGGUUUAUAGCCCUAAGAGGGAAGUGAAUCUUGGAAAGAUGGAUGACAACCUCAACAGAUAUUCACAGGGAAAUGGGGGUGAGUCCGGUGGCUAUUCAGAACCGCAGGCAGAUCUAGAUGAAGGAAAUAAAAUAAAUUUUGAAGGGAAAAAUAAUGAAUAUUGUCCGGUUCUAAAGAAGAAUAAAAGACCUGCCCUUGGUCGCUUUGUCCAUGUUAGUGAACCAUCUUGGUUAAUCUCAUAGUAAUAAUACAUACAGUAUUGUGAUAUGAUGUGAUCUUGAUUUGUGGAGAAGAAUGAAGAUAUGUGAUAAAUUUGAUAUCA
This is a messenger RNA of Malania oleifera, 859 nucleotides long. RefSeq lists its product as uncharacterized. The record is from RefSeq and is a predicted model, not a curated record. The coding region runs from base 192 to 779 and encodes 195 amino acids. The transcript is spliced from 3 exons. Lineage: Eukaryota; Viridiplantae; Streptophyta; Magnoliopsida; Santalales; Ximeniaceae. Gene Ontology annotation, biological process: xylem development.